UUGUUUUGUUUUGGUGUCGCAUCAUGAAAACCUAUCUUGUGCUUUCAAGUUUGCUGUACCUGGCGUCAGGAGACACUAACACAGGUGGGAUCUGCUGGUUACAGCAAGGACGGGAAGCCAAAUGCACGAUGAUUCUCCAGAUGGGGGUUACUUGGGAAGAGUGUUGCGGCAACGGAAAUACAGACAUGGCCUGGUCAAACUACUCACACCCGGACAACAAGAUCGGCCUUCUUAGGAUCUUGGGCCUUGUGACCUGCCACCCCUGCAAAGAGUCCUGCGAAGGGGUGGACUGUGGAGCAGGCAAGGUUUGCAAAAUGAAGCACAGGCGCCCGCAGUGCGUCUGUGCUCCAGAUUGCUCCAACCUUCCCAGGAAGCUUCAAGUAUGCGGCUCCAACGGCUUCACCUACCAAGAUGAAUGUGAGCUUCUCAUGGCCAAAUGCAAAGGGCAGCCUGACUUGGAGGUCAUGUACCAAGGACAAUGCAAAAAAUCUUGCUCCAGCGUGGUCUGCCCUGGGACCCACACCUGCGUGGUGGACCAGACUGGGAGUGCCCAUUGUGUGAUGUGUCGCGUUGAACCCUGUCCAGACCCCACCAGCCUAGACCGCUCAAUCUGUGGAAACAACAAUGUGACCUACCCUUCUACCUGCCACCUACGGCGAGCCACCUGCUACUUUGGUCAAUCCAUAGGGGUCCGGCGUUACGGAAGGUGUACAUCUCCAAAUAAAAACGCCUUGGACACAGAUGAUGCUGAAGAAAACUACAUUUGAAAAUCUAUUUUGGGGUUGCUUCUCUCCUUGAUUAGUUUCCAUCCGUUGCUUCUUCUCCUG
Molecule: messenger RNA, 827 nt
Organism: Pseudonaja textilis
Lineage: Eukaryota; Metazoa; Chordata; Lepidosauria; Squamata; Elapidae
Gene: FSTL3
Product: follistatin like 3
Biological process (GO): multicellular organism development; cell differentiation; regulation of BMP signaling pathway
Cellular component (GO): extracellular region
Molecular function (GO): protein binding
Source: RefSeq, a predicted model, not a curated record